AUGACUUGCAGCUCAUGCAGCUGGGGCUUGCCAGAGGAUCAGGGUGUUUGGACAGAAGAUUGGUAUGCAAGCCUCCAUGAUGCCAAGAAUGCCGCGAGAAGCUCAGCUGCGAUGCCCGUUGUUCGCAGCUUGCUGGAGGCCUUGCGCUCCCAGGUGGCCUCUCCAAGCAUCGCCGCCGAGGAGGGCUUGGCCUACCUGCUCGAUGUUGCGAUCCUCCUUGGGGACGCCGAGCUCGCCAGAUCCUGUGCCACGCACUGCACCCGCUUCCCACUGCGGCGAUGGAGAUUCCAGGAGUUCGCAAGGCUUAUAGUUGAUUUGCCGCGUCUUCGAGCAGAGAUCCUGGAGAAAGACAUCCUGAUUGCAGCUCUGGCCGCCGGCCUGGAGCUCAAGCAUCUUACCCACCGUUUCUACGACGAUUCCGUUUCGCUUGCGGAAGCCGUGGUGCUUUCCGGAGACGCGGAGCUCUGGCACCGAAUCGAAGGUCAUCAACUGCAGCUCGGGCCCUGGCCAGCGCAUAAACACUAUAACAACAUGGCCCAUUUUCUCCUGGAGGAUUCCGGCGGCAAAGUGAAGCUGAGCUCGGAGCGGAUGCAUCGUGCCAAGAGGGCGGGUCUCGCACUGAGCUCGUUUCGGGCCAGGGUUGCCUUCCGCUGCCAGUGUGGGAUCGGGCCGUGCGUUGGCUUCUCAUUGCUGGAAAUUGCGAUCUUUUUCGGGCAACGCGACUGUGCCCGACUCGAUGGAUCGAUGGACAUCGAGGAUCGAGAGCUUGCGCCAGAGGCGAGCCUUGAAGCGAUGCCUCCGGUGUGGGAGGACCAUAUCGUAUGGUGCGACAACUGUGGCCCUACCUCGUGGCGAUUUGCAGAUGCAUGGGCCGAUGAGUGGGUCGCAUCGCUCCCGGAGCGCAGGGCUGUUGCAGCCGACGCGCUUUGCGCCGCCCUGCAGGCAUCCCUCCACCGAACCGCAAGCUCUGCAGGAUUGGGUCUCUGUCAGGCCAUGCGCUCCUGGGCCCAUGGGAAGUCGGUGCCAGCGGCUGUGGUGAAGUUGGUUCUAGCUUUCGCGGCAGCGCGACCAUCGCUUCUGCAGGCCCUGGGGGGACGUGAGGGGGAGCUUCCUUUCAUGGGCCACUGGUGGGAAGAGUCGAUGCACAGAGAGGGCGCAGACUCUCAGAGCCCCCAGCCAGAUGCUGGGUCACAGGUUCAAGGAGAGAGUUUGGGUGUCGCAGGAAGUCAGCCUGCGGACGCCGCUGGCUCUUCCAGCAACGACGUGCAGGCACAGCCUGACAGCACAAGCGAGAAGGAAAGUGGCCCCGACCCGGACACGACGAACGAUCUCCUCACGGCCCUUCGCAACAGCAAGAAUGACAAUCCGCCUUUGAGUGGCGACGGCGUGGUGAUCUUUCGGCUCACUCGCAAGGCCAACGCGGAGGAAGUCAAUGCCAUCCUCUUUGAUGUGACCGGGCCCCUGUGGUCCUUGCACCGCCGUGUGCUGGACGCCGGCUGUGAAGUGGCGCCGGAGUGGUCUCCCAUCAAGGCGCUCUUUGUGCCCUUGACCCAGCCGCAGCUGCAAGAGCUCACACACGGCAACAUCUACGAGUUGGGGAAGGUGCACCUGCUGGCCCUCCAAUCGGAUGCCAAGCUUCUCACAGAGAGCUUUAAUGAAGAGCUUCAGCGCAGCGUUCGUCCCAAGCUCCGCCGUCAAGCUCCACGCAGGGACGAUGAAGAAGCGGGUGCACCGGACCACGAACCCUUGCUCGUAAUGAUGGGCGAUGUCCAUCAUGGUGUCCGAACGGAUUCCAAUGUAGGCUAUCCCGUCUACGAGACCUGA
Molecule: messenger RNA, 1824 nt
Organism: Symbiodinium sp. CCMP2592
Lineage: Eukaryota; Dinophyceae; Suessiales; Symbiodiniaceae
Source: the annotation of a GenBank genome assembly